AUGUGGCUCCUAGAAAAUGAAGGUGAAGCCCUCGAGGGUAAACGGCUUUGGCUGCGACCAGGAAAACGAUAUCUCUUUGGUAGAACAGUCGCUGAACCCGGACAGCUUGCUAUCAGGGGAGAAGGAGCAGAAAGAGUAUCGCGAAAGCAUGUCACUAUACAAGUCGACGAAGUAACCGAAGGAGAUGGGGAAAAUGUAUCGAGUCGUUCACGCAUCACAGUGGAAGACCUAGGUUCUAAAGGUGGAACGCGAAUAAAUGAUGAAAAGAUAAAAGGCGAAACGCGUGUUCUUUCACGAGAUGUCAAUACCCUCCAAAUGGGCACGUUCCCGCCUAAGUUCCGCAUUACUUGGUUUCCUGUUGCCCUGAGCUUCUCCUUUACUGCAAAUCAGCUCCGAGCAGACCCUCUCUCUAAGCUUCGAGAAGACCUAGAACAACUUGAUGUCAAAUUUCUUGCCCACUAUGACGUCCAGUCGACGACCCACGUUGUAUCGAAAAAGAGGAAUGUGCCAAAGGGCCUACAGGCCCUGGUAAACGGUCGAUACCUCGUUACCGAAGGGUUCUACAGUGCUAUUAUCACUGCUGCGACACCUGGAAAUGGCAGCGAUGGUGCGACAGCGAGUGCACUAGAAAGCGAUUUCGACGCAAACUGGCCUGAUGCUAUGCAAUAUAUCCCGCCUCCAGGAGAUGAAGCAGUGCCAAGACCGGUCGAAGCCUUUGCCCCCAAUACUGAUCGUGCCGAGAUAUUCUAUGGUUAUACAUUCAUAUUUUACAAUAGGAAGCAAUACGAUAACCUUCUAGAACCUAUAACAAACGGGAGGGGCAAGGCACUAUUUAACGAAGUAGUCGAAGGAGAAACACAGAUAGACGACUUCAUUAGGUAUGUCAAAGGAGUAGCAGGAGAGAAGGGUAUGGGAGAGUUUAAGGAUGGAAGCGAGGGCAAAGGUGUUGUCGUGGUCAGAUGGAUUCCCAGUCCUCCUCAGAAUGCCGAUUGGUUCGCCGAUUUCUACAGAUCAGUCUCUCUGAGACUGGAUCAUCGACUUAUCGAUCAGAAGGAUUUCCUUGAUGCGAUCCUUAACAAUGAUGCCAGUAUUCUACGGCGGCCUCUCGAAGCUGAAGCGGAGCCGCAGACGUCACAAAUUGAACCGCAGCGCUCGGAUGGACAAGCCAUGGAUGUAGACGAAGAUGAGCCCUCGGCCCAGCCGCAAAAACAGCCCCUUCGAAGGCGGGCGAGAGGGGCUGUGAAAAGUCGUUUUAAGGGGUUUGGUGUAGAUUUAGAGGAUGAUGAUACACCAGAAGUCAUUCCGACUACCUUGACGCCCUCAGCAGGAGACGUUGAGCCGUCACAAGAAGGUCUUUUCGUAUCACAAGAUGUUGCUUCACAAGAACCAGAACAGACAGUUCGUUCAACCCGACAGUCGCAACGAAAGCGCCGCACCCCGCCACUCGAGCCCCAAGAUACGAUAGACUACUUUGCACCUACGGCUGCUCAGGUAAAGCGCCGUCGCAUCGCUGCAGGAGAAGAUCCGGUUCCCCGCAAGCCAACGCCGGAAGAACCCGUGAUAGAAUCGCAGAAGCUCAAGGCCAGGGCACCAAAGAUCAAGAAAGAGAUAGAUAUCCUUAACAUAGCGCGACAGCAUAGAGAGGAGGCUGAAGCUCGUGCAAAGGCAGAGAGGGAAGAACUCGCCACGGCACCAGAGGGCCUUGACUUGGCAGAAAUCCGGCGCUUGCAUAUUGAGGAGCCCAUGGAACUGCGCCAAGUACCUCCUAUACGAACCAGAGAUCAAGACAUAGCCGACGGUCGCUGGGAUCCCGCAUGGAACGGGCGAAAGAAUUUCAAGAAAUUCCAAUCUCGGGUAGGUCCCCGAGGGCGGGCGCCACAGAGGAUUAUUGUAGCACUUGAAGAAGUCAAGUCAAAAGGUUUCGGCAUCGGUGAUGACUACUGGCUUGAGGACGAAAGCCAGCAGCGGAGACGAGAGAAGCAAAGUCAGACACAUAGUCAGAGUCAAAGUACGGGUGAGAGAGAGGAUCGACAGACCAUCAAUACGCCGGCAAAGAAAGCUGGAAACCAGAGACAGAAGCUAUCUACGGAGGUUCUCCCCCCAGUAGACAGUAGUGAAGAUGAUGACUACGGCAUGGACGGCGAAAGUGAGGAGGCUGUCAUCGCCCCUCCAUCGAGGACACGCACGAAUAAGCUGUCGCAACAGACUUCGCAGUCGCAAUCGCUUAGAUCAACGCCACAGAGCACAGCUCAGAAGACGCAAUCAUUGAGAACAUCUAAGCGUGCAGCUCCACCUCCCGCCAAAGAGCAGCCAGCGAAGAGGUCUCGAAUAGGAUUUGUUGCUGCUAGUGAUGAUGAGAGCGAUGAUGGAUUGCGGUUCAGGUUUGGGAAGAGAUGA
Daldinia childiae is the source of this 2397-nucleotide messenger RNA. RefSeq names its product putative dna damage response protein. Gene Ontology annotation, molecular function: damaged DNA binding; protein binding. The record is from RefSeq and is a predicted model, not a curated record. Gene Ontology annotation, biological process: double-strand break repair via homologous recombination; mitotic G2 DNA damage checkpoint signaling. Bases 1 to 2397 code for a protein of 798 amino acids. Gene Ontology annotation, cellular component: Mre11 complex. Lineage: Eukaryota; Fungi; Ascomycota; Sordariomycetes; Xylariales; Hypoxylaceae. The transcript has 5 exons.